AUCUUUUUGCAUCCGCCGACGAUGUCAAGGUCUUUCGCGACGCCACCGCGUCGGAGCAUGAGCAGGACCUCUUCGCUCGCUAGCCCGACAAACGCCAUCGAUGAUGACACGGAUCCGUUCUCUCCCGAUUUCGAGCCGGCGUCGCUCAAGGUGGCCCAGCUCCGGUCCUUGCUUUUGCAGCACGGCGUCUCGUUGCCCUCUACGGCGCGCAAGCAAGCUCUCGUCGACGCAUACGAGGCACACAUCAGACCGAGAGCCUCGGAGCUACGCGCACAGAGAAAUCGGGAUCUCAACGCGAGGCCUGAUGGGCGAGGCGUGCUGCAUUAUGGCUCUCUGACACGCGUCAAGAGCCCUCUGAGCGGAGGCGAAGGCGACGAUCAGGCGGUUGACACGGGCAGUGAGAGCGAAGGCGCUGCCGGCGUGCCAAGAUCAGCUUUGUCCAGAAGAUCGACGCCUGGCUCCCGCCGCUCCGUUUCCUUUGCUGCCUCGGUCAGCGGCGGUAGCGAUGAUGAGCGCGACCCCGACAACUCCAAUUUCUCAGAACAGAAUCCUUUCCAGAGCGUAAAGGAGGAGAAGAGUGGGCGAGUUUCGUCGAGGGGUGCCGUGCGGCAAGAGAAGGCAAAGAAGUCUGCGCGACCGGCGGCAUCGUCAGAACGUAAAGCUGGGACAGGACAGAGUCGAAAGGGGAAGGUGGCGGCAAAGGAUGAGGACAACAGCGAGGUAACGAGCCUCUCAUCGCUCCGAAACUAUAUGGACCCUGUUAUUGCAGCAAGCACACCACCGCGUGUCGUGGGCGCUGUGAAGAGACAGGUCGAAAAAGGCAUCGCAAAGCUCAGCUCCAAUGAGCAAGAAGUUGAAGGAGAUACCGAGGAUGAGGCCGAAACCAAAAGCAUUACAAACGGAGAGGCCCGGCCAAGAAAAUUUCGAGCAGGUUCGAAACAGACUCAAGAGGAUCGGCUAUCUUCGAUUCGAAGUACGCUAUGGUUUGCUUUGCUCUCUGUCACGAUGGUCUGGUGGGCGUGGUACGUCCGAGAGAGCCGCGAAGUAGGAUUCUGUGACACAGGAUCCUCUUCGAACGUCUUUCUUGCCCAGAGGGUCGCUGUCGAAGCAAAGAGGGCGGCUCAGCGAAACAACGGCGAUGAAGACGUGGACCUGUCUUUCUCGGUGCCUCAAGCCUUGCGACCGACAUGCACCCCGUGCGCGCCUCAUGCAAUUUGCCGGAGCGGCAAGCUGGUCAGCUGCGAAUCGUCCGACUACGUGCUCUCCCACCCUUUUAUCAGCAAGAUACCCCUCGUCCAUCACAUUCUGCCGCUAUCGUCCUCUUCUCCGGUCUGCUUGCCCGACACGCAAAAGGUGCUUUUGGCUGCCGAGGUUGCCGAAGAGCUCGAGGUCCGCCUUCGACACUGGAAGGCCGAUGUUUUGUGCAAACGCGCAGACCCGCACCCAAAAGCAAAGUCUGUAUCCAAGGGGUCCGGUGGUGACACUCUCUUUGCUCUGCCGAGGAACGAGCUCGAGGACACGCUCAGGGACGAUGUCAAGCAGGGCGGUCUCUUGGCGGACCAAGCAGACGAAUACUUUGAUGAAUUGUGGAAGCUGGCCUUCGAAGACGUCACUACCAACGGACGGGUGAAUGUCAUCGGCGACGAGGGGCUGCUCAUUGCUGCCAAAGGUCCUCUGGGCGUCGGAGCAUCAUGCCAGGCCAAGCUGGCGGGCCAGUCGCUCUGGCGCCGGGCAAGAAUCUGGCUCGCACUGGUCACGAUCCUCGUCGGCGGCGUACAAUUCCUUCGAGCGCGCUUCGCAAAGACGCAGGACACGGCGAAAAAGGUGCAUGAGCUCGUCAAAGUCGCCAUCGAGGAGCUGCAGGCGCAGGCCAAGGCUGAGCCGCCCUUUCUCUCCAGCGCCCAGCUGCGCGACAGUGUUCUGCGGGAUGAGCACAACGUCGCCAAGCGCGAGCACCUCUGGAGAAGGGUGUCGAAGAUUGUAGAGGGAAACGCAAACGUCAGGACAAGGGAGGCAAAGGUCUCUGGAGAAUAUGCCAGGGUCUGGCAAUGGUUGUGAAGCAGGCGGAAAGAGAGCAAUGAUAGCAUUUAUUGUAAUCAACCCAAGAUGUAAACUGAUUCGUUUAUUUUGUGACCAAUGAAAUGGCACUUCACUUUGGCUC
This is a messenger RNA of Acaromyces ingoldii, 2161 nucleotides long. RefSeq lists its product as hypothetical. Gene Ontology annotation, cellular component: nuclear inner membrane. NCBI's taxonomy places the organism in Eukaryota, Fungi, Basidiomycota, Exobasidiomycetes, Exobasidiales, Cryptobasidiaceae. Bases 58 to 2058 code for a protein of 666 amino acids. Gene Ontology annotation, molecular function: chromatin binding. The record is from RefSeq and is a predicted model, not a curated record. The transcript has 2 exons.